This is a messenger RNA of Closterium sp. Yama58-4, 879 nucleotides long. NCBI's taxonomy places the organism in Eukaryota, Viridiplantae, Streptophyta, Zygnematophyceae, Desmidiales, Closteriaceae. The record is from the annotation of a GenBank genome assembly.
AUGCGGAGCCUGGGGGAGCUGCAGGCACUGGCCCUGGAGGUACUGGAGGUGGAGGCACUGGAGCUGGGGGCACUUGCGCUGGAGGCGCUGGAGCUGGAGGUGCUGGAGCUGCAGACGCUGGAGCUGCAGACGCUGGAGCUGGAGGCGCUAGAGCUGGAGGCCCUCGAGCUGGAGGCCCUCGAGCUGGAGGCACUGACGCUGGAGGUACUGGAGCUGGAGGUACUGGUGAUACUGGGGUUGCUAGUCCUGGCAGCACUGGUGCUGGAGGCACUGUGGAGCCUCUCUCCCCACAGCAGCUGCGCGAGUGGUACGCUCGGCGCACCCGCCUUCGGAGUCGCGCGCCUGCAGCUGGCGGCGCUGGAGCUGGAGGCACUGGGGCUGGAGGCGCUGGAGCUGGAGGCACUGGCGCUGGAGGCACUGGAGCUGGAGGCGCUGGCGCUGGAGGCACUGGAGCUGGAGGCACUGGAGCUGGAGACGCUGGAGCUGGAGGCGCUGGCGCUGGAGGCGCUGGAGCUGGAGGCGCUAGCGCUGGAGGUGCUGCUGCUGGAGGCACUGGAGCUGGAGACGCUGGAGCUGGAGGCGCUGGAGCUGGAGGUGCUGGCGCUGGAGGCACUGGGACUAGAGACGCUGGCGCUGGAGGCGCUGGAGCUGGUGGCGCUGGAGCUGGAGCUGGUGGCGCUGGAGACCCCGGAGCUGGAGGUACUGGUGUCGGAGCCGCUGGAGCUGGUGGCGCUGGAGCUGGUGGCGCUGGAGCUGGAGGUGGUUGCGCUGGAGGCACUGGAGCUGGAGGCGCUGGAGCUGGUGGCGCUGGAGCUGGAUAUGCUGGCGCUGGAGACCCUGGAGCUGGAGACAGCCAUGGACGCAGAGAUGGCAUCCUAG